CCCCGCUCUGUCCCAGCUGGCAGCACCAACACAGACCUUGCUCUGUCCCAGCUGGCAGCACCAGCAGAAACCCCGCUCUGUCCCAGCUGGCAGCACCAACACAGAUCCAACUCUGUCCCAGCUGGCAGCGCCAGCACAGAACCCGCUCUGUCCCAGCUGGCAGCACCAGCAGAAACCCCGCUCUGUCCCCGCUGGCAGCACCAACACAGAACCCCGCUCUGUCCUAGCACCAACACAGACCCCGCUCUGUCCCAGCACCAACACAGACCCCGCUCUGUCCCAGCUGGCAGCACCAGCACUGAUCCCGCUCUGUCCCAGCUGGCAGCACCAGCACAGACCCUGCUGCGUCCCAGCUGAGCACCAGUAGAGACCCCACUUUAGCCCAUCUGAAGACCAGCAGAGGCCCCGCUCUGUUCCAGCUGAGUAUCAGCACACACUCAGUGAGAAGCUUGUUGUAGUUCAUGCCCUUUCUCCAAGCCUCUGGGUAAGAGCAUGCAGACCAAUGAUGGCUCAAGGACACGGGAUACCAUCCCCCCAAGGUCUGAGUGUACAACACCAGGACACACUGCCACUUUGGUAAUGUUAUUCCUGCCUCCCACAGAGCCUGGAAUGAUCUGAUACCACUCACAAGAAACAACCAUCCAUCAAACUCCUUAAACAUUUGUCCACAGGAGACGACAAAUCAGGAGAUGCGGAAUUGAACUGUCUGCAAGUCCACCUCCUCUAGCCUCAAUAACCUCCUCACGGAAGAAUACAGCAGGCACCGUACUAACCUGGUCCUCAAUAAAACCCACACUUACCCCUCGAGCUCUGAAUAGUUGUGUAAUGGUGUGGGAUCCAUCGGGUAUGUAGCUGAAUGUUUACAACAAGGUGGUAGACACUCCUUGCAAUUCUUGUAACAUGAGGAUGUGUGUAGAUUUCUGUAUGACUGAGAACAACAGCAACAAUCUUCAUUUAUAUGGCACCUUUAACAUCUGUGACUGCAUCCCUACUAAUCCAUCUCAAGGACCAUCGGAGGAAGAAUCAACAAGCAAAACCUGACCCUGUGUCACAAGGGGUGAUAUUAGGACAGGUGACCCAAGCUCAGUCAGAGAGGUUAAGUUGAAGGAGUGUUUUGAAAGUGGAUAGAGAGGUAGAGGGUGGAGAGGGUUAGAGAAAGAAGUUGAGAGCUCAGGGCCCAGGCAGCUGCUGGUGGUUGGACGAUUGAAACAGGGUAAUAUCACAGACAGACUGCAAACAAGAAUAAGAAUUUUAAAAUUGAAUGAGUACCCUGUCCACUUCUUCCCCAAUGCCUGGCAGGUUUUUACUUUCAAUGGUGUAUCCAAUACCCUUUUGAAAGUUAAUAUUGAAUCUGGUCCGUCCUCUUUCACACAACACACUCUAGAUUACGACAAUGAGCUCUGUGAGAUGACAUUUCCCCACUGCCCCUAGCAGCUGGCCACCUUGGGAAUGAACAUAUGACAGUUCCCUUUGUUUUUGUUCAUUAACAGGAUGAGAGUUUAACUUCUCAGGCCGGCAUUUAUUACCCACACACCAGAGGACCACAUUGCUGUGUGUCUGCAGUUACAUGGAGGCCAGACCAGGUAUAACAAACUGAGGGGAAACAUCAUGGAGCCAGAUGUGAUUAGAAUGUAUUCUUCUUCACCACCGCCACUAGAUGAUGGAACUGAAAUUGAUGAUGAGUUUGGUGAAUUUGGUGGUUUUUCAGGGGUUGGUAGUUCAACACUUGGUUAUUCUGACUUUGACUUAGAAGAUCACCAUGAGAACUUUAUGCCGCAGAACCACUUUGUGCCUGGCCAUGAAUAUUCCAGCCAUGCAGAUGGAUUUGCUGACUUUCAUUCGGCGAGUGCCAGUGACGGCAAAGUCUUUCUUUCAGACCUCUCCAGACCCACAGAAGAAAUGUUAAAUGACAUGACUAUAAGCACUGAUAAGGAUGUAAUUCGAUCAAAAUCUUCAGUAAAUGUUUUUGGUUGUACAGUGACAGAACAAAGAAUGGAAUCCAUAAAACUGACAGAUGUAACUGCUAGAUUUGGCAACCUGGCCAAGGAUGCUCAUGCAAUAGGUUUCGAAUCAGAAGAGUACUGCAAUAGUAAAAAGGCGAACCCAGAAAUUCUGACAAAUGGGUACUCAACGAAGGACAUAACACAAUCUCAGGGAAUAGAAAAUAUAGUCAACAAAAGUGGUCAAAAUGAACAAAAAGCUACAAAUGCUCACAUUUCAAAUCUCUGGUCAGAGUCCAUGCCUGGACAAAUGGAAGACUUUACAGAGUUCUCUGCAUUUUCAAACAUUAAGGAACCUGUUGAGUUAGCAGGAGAAACAACGAGCCCAACUCUCUCUCUCAUCAGCAAAAUGCCACUAAAAGGAGAUCAUAAUACUGGCAAUCAUUCAGUUAUAAGGGAACUACCAGAUGUUCAAGUCAGUCCAAACUUUGCAGUGGAUGGUGAUAACCUGGAAGUUACUUCAAACAGGAAUGGGACAAAUGCAGACCUAGAGCACACCCAGUGCCAGUCCUCUGAACCUAGUACUUCAGCUGACACAAGCUUUCCUAAUCAUGACUGGAAUACAUCAGAAUCAAUGGAGCACAUUGCAACUCAGAACCAAAAUGCUCAACAACCUGUUCCUGAAUUUUUGGAAACAUUGAAAGAAACCAUUAAUGUAGAAAGUUCAGAGAUUCAAUUAAGUACAGAUCAAUCGGGUAGUGUAAAGCAAACUGGAGCAGAAGUAGAUUUGGAAAUCUGUACUCUGAAUGAGGAAGGCAUUGGUGUUUUUUCAGACAAUGUUCCACAUAGAAUUGGUACGAUUGAGCAAGGCCAUGCAGUCAGUGGUGAGCCAGUGGCGACUGAUAGGAAAAGGACAGAGGGAAUUGAGUCAGAUCAGUGUGGAAUUUCAAGUGACAGCUUACGUGAUGGUGAUUUUGCUUCUUUUAGCCUGGAGGUGAAUUCUGCUGCUGUGGAUGAUGUUGGAACAGAUAAUGAGCGUUGUAUAAACUCUGACAGCAAAACAUCCUCAAACUUGGCAACAGAAGAGUUUGCCACGUUUCAGGAAACUGAUGUCAAAGAUGAAUUUGGUGUCUUUGGUAGUAUGGGUACUGAUUCCUUACAAACGUAUGCUAAUUUUUCUGAAUCUCCAGCAGAGAAGAAUGUGCAAACAGAACUGACUGUUUAUCAUGAAGGUGACCUGGAGUCUGGUGAGCAUGGAACUACCACCACAAUUACAAAGUCAGAUGAUGAGGAUUUUGGAGAAUUUGGAUCCAUUCAGGAAGCCAACACUGAGUCUGAGUUUGCAGGGUUCAAAAGUGAUGACUUUACACCUGGUGAACAAGACACUGAGUGGAAUGCUUUUGGGUAUUCGGUGGCUGAAAGUACAUCGUGGGCAACCUUUGAUGAAGAGGAGUCUCGUGGUGCCGUUAAAGAAGAAAUUAGCCAGUGCAGCAGGACAGAAGUUGCGCUUUCAAGUGACAAACAGUUGACUGGCUGGGCAGACUCUACUCCUGCACAGCACAUUGGAGAAGAACCUCAGUCACAAGUGUCUUUGCUAAAGCGUCUGGAGCGAGUUUUCCAAACUUGUUUUUCUCCGGUGCCAACUAUUAAGGUCACUAAAGAAGAAAUCUGCUCUCUGGGGCAGCUGCUGCAGUCUGGACUGGAGAGGGGAGACCAGGUCAAGGCGAACAAUGGGGAGUUGUUAUCUGUGUGGACCGAGCUGCAAGAUGUGGAAGAUGCUCACGGCCUGAGGUACCAGUGGGGUGGUUCUCACAGCAACAAAAAGCUUCUAAUUUCUCUGGGAAUCGAUACCAGAAACAUUUUGUUUACAGGGCAGAGGAAGCAGCCUGUCAUUGUUCCCGCAUAUGCGUCUGGUCUGGGCAUGUUAGAACCCACUAAAGAACCAGUAAAGCCAAUAUCAGCUGCAGAGAAGAUAGCGUCAAUAGGUCAAAUUUCAACUGCAAGUGUCACGCCCUCAGAAAUGUGCGGUUCUGCAUCUGAUCAAAUCCAAGAGCACGUUCCGCCUGUCCAGUUUGACUGGAGUAGCAGUGGCCUUACUAAUCCUCUUGAUGCUAAUGGAGGUUCCACUAUUCUAAACCUUGAUUUCUUUGGACCCUUGGAUGACAGUAGCUCUAACAACAGUGACAUAAUCCCAGGUGUUGACCCUGAACUGUAUGAACUGACCACAUGUAAACUGGAAAACACUGGUACAAUAAAUCGAGUGACUGAUGCAUUUGCUCGCCUUAUGUUGACAGCAGAGAAGACCAGUACAUCCACCAGGAAACAAAAAAAGGAGGAGGUUCUUAGUAAGGAAGCAGCCAAAGUGAUAGCAAGCCUCCCAGACUUGUCAUUCAUGCAUGCCAAAGUGCUGAUGUUCCCAACUACAUUAACACCUCUGGUAAGCUCCCACACAGACUGAGCCAAGGAUCCCAGUUUUAUUUUCUGAACAUUUUAAAAAUCAAUCUAAUUUUGGCUUUCUUGAAAUAAAAUGAAACUAAUCAGUCAUUCAGAUGAUUUGUUGCUCGCCAGAUUCUGGAGAGUUCCACAGACAAUACAGUGAUGUUUAUUUAUUUAUAAGCAAAGUGAUUUAAGUGUUUAUAUUAGAAAAGAAGCUGUAAAUAUCAGGUGGAUGGUUUUUUUGCAAAUUACUUUUCUUUUGCUGUGCUGGGUUGUAAAAAUUUCUGUUAUGUCAGCUGAUCUGACAGGGACGCUCAAAAAAUAUUGCAAACUAAUGUAACUGUAUCCUGAUCCUGAUUCUGACCAAUGGUGAAAUCCUGGUGAAUGUUGGGUUUUGUUUCUUGUUUAGUUGUAAGCGACUUUUCCAAGCCCAUUUGAUAAAGUAUCAUUGGUUCUAGGCAUUUCUGGCACUGCCAUUUACCACACCUGAUCAAACCAGAACUAGCUUCAAAUAACAGGGAUGCGGUGACCAUUGGAGACUUUCUCAAGCUGAAAUGGUCAUUUAGGAAACCACUGUCUCAGAAUGAUACAGGCACCAGUUCAGCCAGUCUUCAAAGUGAUGCUGUAUCUCACAAUGUUGAGCUAAUUUGGAGGGGGUGAGGGACCAAUAUCUAAAUGUCUUAAUCCAAUACUGAAGGUGAAACCUGAUCUUGAUUGAUUAUUUCUGCUUUCCAUCUGCAUUUGCAUCUCUCGAGGAUUUUGCACAGUGUAAAGACAAGAUGGACAUAAUAGUUUGCAAUGAUUUGAGCUGUAUGUACAGUAUAACUAUGUAAAUGGUGAAAAUUCCUAUGGAAACAUUCUGGUACAAAGAGGAAGCUGCAUAGGUUGAUGUGCAUGCCCAGGUUCUUUUAUAACUGUAGAAUGUACAUUUCCUUUUAGAAUAUACAGAAAUAAAAAGAGAUUGAUUUGAAAA
Messenger RNA from Stegostoma tigrinum, 5349 nucleotides. RefSeq names its product aftiphilin-like. Bases 1609 to 4398 code for a protein of 929 amino acids. NCBI's taxonomy places the organism in Eukaryota, Metazoa, Chordata, Chondrichthyes, Orectolobiformes, Stegostomatidae. The record is from RefSeq and is a predicted model, not a curated record. Gene Ontology annotation, cellular component: AP-1 adaptor complex; trans-Golgi network membrane. The transcript has 10 exons. Gene Ontology annotation, biological process: intracellular transport. Gene Ontology annotation, molecular function: clathrin binding.